GAUCAGCUAAUACUCAAGAUCAACGGUCUGACUGAAGACAAAACAAAUUUGUUUUCCAAAUGUGAAAAUCUGACCAAUGAGAGAGAUCAGCUAAAACGGGAGAAAGCUGAACUUCAGACGAGUCUCGGAAAAAUGGAUGGAUGGAUUUACUAUCAAUCCCAUUUUUACUUCAUUUCAUCUGAGUUAUUGGGCUGGUCUGAGAGCAGAAGAUACUGUAGAGAGAGAGGAGCAGAUCUGAUCAUCAUUGACAACAGAGAGGAAGAGGAUUUUAUUUUGAAAACGCCUGGUAGUUACAACAGCUGGAUGGGUUUGUCCGACUUUGUUGUGGAUGACAGAUGGAAAUGGGUUGAUGGCAGCGCACUGAACUUUACCUUCUGGAGGUCUGGAGAACCCAAUGUUACCAAAAACAGAGUAGACUGCAUUUUAUCCACUACAGCAGGGUGGGCUAUGUAUCCAUGCAAUUAUGGUUUUAAAUGGAUCUGUGAGAAAUUAUUUUCAAAAUGACUCAUUACAGUGAAAAUGAAUGCUAAAACAGACUUGAAACAUCAACUCUUUUAAUGUAUCUUAUGUUGAUUUGUACAAUAAACAGAUAAACCUUUAAUAAUGAACUAUUCCCACUACACAAAUGUUUCUUCACUAUAUAGCAUUUCGGAUCAAAAGUUUAUAAUCACUAAUUUUCACCACUUUUAAUAAUAGUAAACCUAUCUAAGCAAAGAAAUAACAGUAAUGUAUAGGAAUUAAAUUUGGAAUAAAAACCCCAAAUAAACCCAUUGACUCCUAUACUAUUUAUUUUCCCCCUAUGGCAAUAAAAGAGGUAUGAGAUCUGUUUGGAUACAGACAUUCUUCCAAAUAUCGUCCUUAGUGUUCACCAGAACAAGACAAUUUAUUCAGGUUUGAAACAACCUGAGGGGGUAAAAGUAAGUAAAUGAGUAAAUGAUGACAGAAUUUCAUUUUUGGGUGAACUAUCCCUUUAAGCCCAACAUUGCAAAAUUUCUGCAAGCUCUGCACUGCUCAUUAAUUCGUUCAAAACAAAAGCAAAAUAAUAAAAAACGUAUAUCAGCCAGUGUCAACAUGAACAAAUAUCUUAAAAAUGCACAAAUUAAAGGAAGGGAGUGGGGGGAUUGAUUGAAGGACACAAAGGAUUUUAUCAUUUUUAAUACAGCCAAACCUCUUGAUGAUGAUAUUUGUUAAAUAAUUGUCAGGAAAUCAGGAAACAACUCAUGAAACUGGGAAGUCUGCUCAUCCUAUAAUAUAUUAAAAUGGACCGUGGCAUUCUGUCGUGAAGUUCCUUUAUGCAUAAAUACUGGAAGCAUUUCUGCAAUCACGUUCCUUUCUAGAUGAAAAUUUUCCACAUAAACACAAACUGUACAGUAGUAUUCACUACUAGUUGCUGGACUGUUACUAUCUUGAUCACACUGAUACAGUGAAUGAAACAUAUA
Messenger RNA from Triplophysa rosa, 1439 nucleotides. RefSeq names its product C-type lectin domain family 4 member E-like. Lineage: Eukaryota; Metazoa; Chordata; Actinopteri; Cypriniformes; Nemacheilidae. The transcript has 4 exons. The record is from RefSeq and is a predicted model, not a curated record. Bases 133 to 504 code for a protein of 123 amino acids.